UUCAUGUUUCUCUCCCUCCUGCCCUGCGACGAUCCUGAAACAGUGAAACUGUCCUGCCCUGCGAAGACGAUCUUUGAAACUGUCUCGCCUCCGCCUUCAUCAGCUUCGCAAUCGCGCGCUCCGUCUCACUCAGUUUCGUGUCUCGCCUCCGGCUCAGUUUCGCGUCUCGUCUCUCGGCCCUCGUCCAGUCGCCCUCGCCUCCGCUUUGGUUGGCCGUUCGUCAAAACUCAAAAGGUAGGGAUGGUUAAUUUAUAGUUUAGUGCAAAACGAAUCCUUCUAGUUGAUGCAGCCUGGGUUAAAGGAGCACCAAUCCCAUACAUAAGCACGCUUCGUCAAUGGACACAACACAACGAUUAAACGCCACAAUGACAAUGGCAACAAACAAGAAGAAGAAAACCAACAAAACCCCAGAGAUCAAGUUCCAAUUCGAGCUCAAUUCAUGUUCCAAAUCAAAAGACUUCCGUGGCGCAAUCUCUCUAUACGACGAUGCCGUUUCGAACAACAUUCGUCUCAACCAACACCACCUCAACACACUCCUCUACCUCUGUUCCAACGCCGUCACAAACCCUUCCCUCAAACAACUCGCUUUAGAUUACGGCUUUCGCAUAUUCAACCACAUGUCCUCCCUAAACGUCAUUCCUAACGAAGCCACUGUUGCCACAGUUGCUAGACUCGCCGCUGCAAAUGGUGACGGUGACCGUGCAUUUGAAUUGGUAAAAAACAUUGGUAAUUACAAUGUUGCCCCUAGGUUAAGAACUUAUGAUCCCGCAUUGUUCUGCUUCUGCGAAUUUCUUGACUCUGAUAAAGCCUACGAGGUUGAAGAGCAUAUGAAUAGUGUUGGGGUUAGUUUGGAGGAAGCUGAAAUUGCAGCGCUUUUGAAGGUUAGUGCGAAGAAGGGUAGGGCUGAUAGGGUUUAUAGGUAUCUUCACAAGUUGAGGAGCGAUGUGAGGUGUGUAGGGGAGUUGACGGCGACAGUAAUUGAGGAGUGGUUUCAGAGCGACGAGGCACGUGAGGCUGGUGAAGAGGAUUUGGAUGUGAGAAGGGUUAGAGAGGGGGUUUUGAGGAAUGGAGGAGGAUGGCAUGGUUUGGGGUGGGUUGGAAAAGGGGAUUGGGUUGUAUCUAGAAUGAGCGUUGAUGGUGAUGGGAUUUGUUGUGGAUGUGGUGAGCAGUUGGUUUGUGUGGAUAUUGAUGAUGUGGAGAUGGAGAAAUUUGCUUUGUCUAUUGCUGCAUUAGCUGUGGAGCGUGAGGUCAAGACACAUUUUAGUGAAUUUCAGGGCUGGCUUGAGAAACAUGAUGAUUAUGAAGCCAUAGUGGAUGGUGCAAAUGUUGGGCUCUACCAGCAAAAUUUUGCUGACGGUGGAUUUAGCAUUUAUCAGCUUGAUGAUGUUGUGAAAGAAUUGUACGAUCAGAGAGGGAAAAAAUGGCCACUGGUUAUCCUACACAACAAGCGCGUGAGAGGGCUGAUGGAAAAUCCUUCAAGCAGAAAACUGGUAGAGGAGUGGAUAAAAAACGGUGUGCUAUAUACAACUCCAAAUGGAUCCAACGAUGAUUGGUAUUGGCUCUAUGCUGCAGUAAAACUCAGGGGCUUGCUUGUGACAAAUGAUGAAAUGCGAGAUCACAUAUUUGAACUCAUAGGAAGCAACUUUUUUAAUCAGUGGAAAGAAAGACAUCAAGUUCACUACACUUUUGUUAAGGGGAACUUGAAACUUCAGAUGCCACCAUUAUAUUCGUUGGUUAUCCAGGAAUCUGAAAAAGGAUCAUGGCAUGUGCCUUUGGCAUUAGACACUAGCAACGAGUCUUCGAGACCUUGGCUCUGCAUUACGCGGGCAAGUGCUGAUGAUGCUGUUACUGCUUCUAAUGAUGUGAAUACUUCUGGAAAUAGUCAUCUGGACCAGCCACUGAAAUUAGUGGACGACGUUCGCAGCUUAGAUUCCCAAGUCAUUGAGAAGAAUAGUUCUUCCUUGACUGGUAAAAGAAAAGAGAGGUCUGAUUCUUCAUGAUAAAUUUUUCCACUAGCUUCAUCUUUCACCUUUGACUGCUUUUGGGGAUGCUGGUGGCUGUAAAGAUGGUUCAUACGGUGAACAGCCACUACCUGUCUGGUGUUUAUUGAGUUUUCUACACAUCCAAUGGUUUUAAACCAAUUGAAAGAAAGGCUUAUUUUAUUUGAGUUAUCAUUUGGCGUAAUUUAUCAUAGGACCUCAUGACAUUAUUUAAUUCAUGUUGUCCACCCUAAUCUUACAUGGAAAGAGGAUUGGUAUUUUUUAAACUGAGCCCUAUUUGAGUUGUUCUAUACUAUGUAAUAAGUUGGUAGUUUUUUUUACUGAAAUAAAUUUAUUGCAUUUCCUUAUCAAUAA
Cicer arietinum (chickpea) is the source of this 2354-nucleotide messenger RNA. Its product is annotated as proteinaceous RNase P 2. Gene Ontology annotation, biological process: tRNA 5'-leader removal. NCBI's taxonomy places the organism in Eukaryota, Viridiplantae, Streptophyta, Magnoliopsida, Fabales, Fabaceae. The record is from RefSeq and is a predicted model, not a curated record. Gene Ontology annotation, molecular function: ribonuclease P activity; protein binding.